Messenger RNA from Alosa sapidissima (American shad), 1981 nucleotides. It is a transcript of the gene lmod2a, whose product is annotated as leiomodin 2 (cardiac) a. Gene Ontology annotation, biological process: muscle contraction; pointed-end actin filament capping; myofibril assembly. The transcript has 4 exons. Gene Ontology annotation, cellular component: myofibril; striated muscle thin filament. Gene Ontology annotation, molecular function: tropomyosin binding. The record is from RefSeq and is a predicted model, not a curated record. The coding region runs from base 128 to 1897 and encodes 589 amino acids. Lineage: Eukaryota; Metazoa; Chordata; Actinopteri; Clupeiformes; Clupeidae.
CUCAUGCUGUCAUUAAAACACUAAUGUCAAAUGAUCCAUCUCUCCCAUCACUAUUUGAUUUCACUUUUGGUCAUAUGUCUGACUCUGACUUUGACACACCAUACCAGCUUAUUUCAAUACAAUUAAGAUGGAAUGGAAUGCUAUCUGGUUACUGUACAUCUCCUUUUCAGAAAAGGAACAUCACUGUGUGGUCACUUUGUUAGAAAGUCACUCCCACCCCCAAGUCCCUCUGGCAGCUGAAGAGAUUGGACGAGAAGUAGCUCUCCAAUCAUUAGUCAGGACAGCAUGCUAUUUUACACCAGCAGUUCAGCUAAAGGCGGAGAAGAGUCCAGUGUUGACUGGUGACAGACAAAGCACCAUGAGCUCCUUUGGGUACAGGAGGGAACUGGACAAGUAUGAGAAUGUGGACGAAGAGGAGCUUCUGGCCACGCUAAGCGAUGAGGAGCUCCGAGAGCUGGAGAGAGAGCUGGCGGACAUUGAGCCUGAUGAUGCUGUUCCCACUGGGCUGAGGCAACGCGAUCAGACAGCCGGCAACCCAACAGGCUCUUUCUCCUCAGACGCCCUCCUAAAGCACUGGGACAAUGACUGCCCAAGGCUCCUGGAGGUUGGGGGCAACAUGGAGGAGGGCCAGACUGAUAAGAGGGAAGUGGACAGUGUGACCUGGGGUGAUGGUCAAUCCUCAGCACUGAAGGACGCUGACAGGAACAUACAGAGAGAUAGCAGGAGUGAAGCUGGCAAGACUGGAGGGGGGGAAAGGGAAGAAUACCAGCAGUUGCAUGUUAACAAUUCCCAUCCAGGUCACGGAGAGGUCACAACAACUUUGCCCUGUAGGUUCAAAGGUCCUAAGAACCGCAGCAUCAUUCCAAACCACAAGCUAAAGUCAGCCCCUGAACAACAGACAAGAAACCCCGUUGUGAUCGAUGAUGUGCUGGAGAUGGUCAUCUGUAACAAGGCCGCUCUGAAAGAGAUCAAUCUGAACAACGCAGAGGACAUCCCCAUGGAGACCCUGGUGCGCUUAGCCGAGGCUUUGAGUUUAAACACACACGUGCGAGUGUUCAGCCUGGCCAACACCCACGCCAACGACCACGUGGCCUCCAGCGUAGCACGCAUGCUGCACAAGAAUAGCACGGUUGCCACGGUGAACAUGGACUCCAACCUCAUCUCAGGCAGCGGCGUCCUGACCCUGAUGGCCUCGCUGAGGCACAACAGCACGCUGAAGGAGCUCCGCCUCCACAACCAGCGGCACAUGUGCGGCGGUAGGGUGGAGAUGGAGAUGGUGCAGCUGCUGCAGGAGAACACCACCCUGCUGAAGCUGGGCUUCCACUUUGAGCUGCCGGGCCCCAGGAUGAGCGCCACCUGCGUCCUGACGUGGAACCAGGACCGCCAGCGCCAGCAGCGCCUGCAACAGCGCCAGCAGCAGAACACUCACUCACAUCGCACCAAUGGACCGACAGGAUGUAGCCACGUGUGUGAUGAGGAGACGGAUUCAUCAUCACAAACAUCAACUAAUAGCUUACCCGCUCUCCGUCCACUUCCUCGUUCACCCCCACCUCCUCCUGAGUCUGUGAGGAGCAACAGCCUGCCAACGCGACAGAUCGCUGAGGUGCUCCGGCAACAGGAAGGCUCCUGCUUUGCUACAAGGCACACAAGUAAUCAGAAGCCUGAAAGAGCCAGAACGGAGGUUGUGAAUAAGAAACGGGAAAACCUCUUGCGGGACAUGAAGUCUGCCCUGCGGCCUUCAUCAGUGAGGAAGACUAAGGAGUCAGCGGGGGCCCACUUACCUCAACAGUCAACACACAGUGACCUCAUGGAGGCCAUUCGUAGUAGCAGCGUUCGGUCACUCCGAAGGGUGACUACAUCUCUCCUCAGCUGCUCCUGCAGACUUAUGGACAUGUGAGCUGAUUAGACAGAAGUAUUCCAGCUUUUCCUGCAGAUUUCUUCUGCAUUCACACCCAAGCAGAUAACCAUAUACACUAAUUUA